Molecule: messenger RNA, 7009 nt
Organism: Electrophorus electricus (electric eel)
Lineage: Eukaryota; Metazoa; Chordata; Actinopteri; Gymnotiformes; Gymnotidae
Gene: casp8ap2
Product: caspase 8 associated protein 2
Biological process (GO): Fas signaling pathway; extrinsic apoptotic signaling pathway via death domain receptors
Cellular component (GO): PML body; mitochondrion
Molecular function (GO): transcription corepressor activity
Source: RefSeq, a predicted model, not a curated record
GUAAGGGUUUGGCGCGACGGUUUUGGAACCAUGCAAAGAAAGAGCUUAAUGACCACUCCAGCAGUGUUCUACGAUUCAUAACUGACAACCAUGGAGACGAAAGAUCAUCCCGUAGAUGAUCUUUAUGGUGAUCUUGGUCAGGGGCUUUAUGAUUCAGCACUGUGUCAUGAUGAAGACUCUGUGGAUAUUUACUCAGGGCUGGAGGACAGUCCUUGGGCCAGUAGAGGCACUGGGAAAGAAGGCUUUUCCAUCUCACCACACAGGCUGAAAGAGUCCAUGGAUUUGUAUGAACAGCUUAUCACAGAAGAGCAAGAGGAAAAAGAAUCGACAUACAAUGAGUUGAAAAACAAAUUUGAUGCUGCACAAAACCAGGUGCAGGAAUUGUUUGCAAAGUUGGAACAGGUGCAAAAACAGAACUCGAGCUUAUACAAGGAGAACACCCUACUGAAGAAAAACUUCAGUGCGCUUAUCAAGACUGCUAGGAUGGAGAUUGUUAGGAAAGAUGAAGAGAUAAGCCAACUAAACAACAGACGUAGUUGGGGUGGUUGCCAUCAGUAUCGUGUGGAGAAGAGCCAGGUAUUCGCUAGACACAGUCUGAACUGCAAUUCAGGUCUGAUAAAGGAGUCCCAUGAUCAUAAAGAAAACAGGGUAUUACCAGAGGCAUCACAACACAAGGGUGAAAGCAGACUCUCUGGUCCACCGGUGUACUCAGGAACAUCAACAAAUGCUGCACCCACACCUUUCUCGGUGCUUCCAAGAUGCACCAGAAGUGAUCCUGACAGUUCUUUGCAUUCUCAAAGUAAAAACUCAGAGGGAGUGGAUUCACUAUACCUUCAACACUUGCAAAAUCACAAACAUGUCCAGUCUGACCGAAUAUCUGUUAACAAAGAAAGAGAAAGCACAUACUCUGAAGCGGUGGUCCUAAAAUCUUAUAAUGGUAUUACUGCUAACCAGAAAGUUCAUGAAGAAACAUCAGGGAGACAGCUAGAUGGCAAGGUGGGAGGUAAGCAGAUUGAAUUGUCCCAGGACCUGGAGGGUUUUUCAAAACAAAAGGACAUGUCUGGAAAAGCACAGAGCAAAGUGGACAAAAACCAGUUACAGAAAGAGCAGAGGGAGCCUUCAAAAAUGAACUGUGCAUCUAGUCAAGGCCAACGUCAGCAAAAUGAGGGUCCUCUAGUACUUAGAAGGUCUGGGCGUUCUAAGAGUCCUUCCUCUCAACCCCAGCCUGUCUCCACACCUAAAGUCCAUUCGCAAACCUCCAGGGCACCUUCUAGAGAGAGCAUGGAUGCACAGGCACAGGGUCGGAAUGUAGGACUCCCAGAUAAUCAAAGAGAAAACAGACACAGCAGAGACCCAGAGGGUUCUGGUGAUAGAAGAGGAGCCCGUGGUUCUGUAAGUGAAAUAAGCUGUGGUAGUAAGUCAGGGCUCUUCCUGGAUCGGAAUGUGGAGAAGCGAGGGACCCGGGAACAUCACAGGAAAGAGGAGAGAAGGCCAGAGGAUGUCAACAGCUCAGAAAGGAGGCGCACCAGGAGUGACAGGAGCAGAGAGCAUAAGAAAACGAGACAAAGUGAAGGGAGAAAUAGGCAGGAAGGGAGCAGCAGCAGAGGAGACAGGAGGAACACCAGGUCAGAGUCUAGCAAAGAACACGAGCAAAGGAGUACAAAAGGUGACGUCAGUGGGGCAGUUGAUAAACUUGGUGAUAAACGUGACAAGGAUAGGAGGAACAGAAGCCACGCGGAUGUUCGGGAAAGCAGACGGGAUGCUCCCAUUAAAUAUGGUGUUCACUGUAAUGAUCCCACUCAGAGAAAAAAAGAUCACGAGCAGGGUAUAGAUAAAAGGAAAGCUUAUGGAAGAACGGAGGAGCAGUCAGCCCGGAGCAUAGCAUCACGUGAUCAUUCUAGGAAUGGUAAAAGCUCUUUGUCCCUUGUCAGUCAUGCAAGCUCUUGUAGCAGUGGGGCCAAAGAGAAAUGUGUGGCUGUCAGUUAUGACAAAGACAGAACGUGGACUGAUAAAGGAAAAGAAAUCACUUCCUUAGACACAAAAUCAAAGGGCAGUUUUCCACCUGAGGAGAACACAAGGUCUGCCUCUCCUGAGAAAUGCAGAAUAGGUGAACAUACCAUUGAGAGUGUUCAGGCAGAAUGUGUUGCAACUGUGCAGUCCCCUCUGACAUUAAAUAGUAGCUGUGACAUUCCUGCCAUGGCAGAGGAAAGCAGUCCAAAGAGAAAACUAACUUUCAUGGAGACUCUAAACCUUACUCUCUCGCCAGUUAAGAAGCAAAGCCAGCCUGCCUUGGCUAACGAGCCAUUCGGGCCCACCCCCGGGGAUGCCCCUGAGGGCAGUUCAUUGGAGGACAAUGUUUCGUUUGCGCUUGGAGAAGAAUUCUGUGUGCUAGAUGAAAUAGAAAACAGCCAGCUGUCAGUAGAGGCUAUGGAUGAGGCCCCAGCAACUACAUUAGAUGUUGCUACACCAUAUGCUGCUACACAACUUGCCACAAGCACUUUGGACAAUCAGCCUAUGAAGAGUCAGGAUGUAACUCCUAGUUCUACUGAGCCUUCGCCAGGCCUACUGAUAGAAAACAAGCUGGAUUUUACCCCAAGAUUUAAUGGCGAUAUGAACGAAAGUCUUAUAAGUCCCUUAAAAGAAAUCGCUGUAGAUUCAGAGAGACAAGAACAGGAAUCCAUUACAAAAGCAGAUGAUUCAUUGGAACCUGCUACUAGCAUUUCUCAGAACUGUGCAGAGAAUCCUCAGUGUGCGUUAAACUUUAUUGCAGCUGCUGAAGUUCAUUUCUCUGCCGAGGAAUCUGAAGCCGUUGUUGCUCCCUCUCCACCAUUACCAGAAGCUACAUGCAAGGAACUAGAAUUGCAGACUUCAACAAAUAUGCUUGAGGAGGACCGUUCUGAAAAUUCUGUUGAACAUAGUCGAGUAGGUAUUCAACCCGAGCCCGGAGUCACACUAUCGAAGCAAAGUAAUAAAUGUCAGGAGGAAGUGUCCACCUCGGCGGACACUCAAGCUAUCACCAAGACCUGCUGUGAUUCUGACACCUCUGUUUCUCUUGAAGUUGUUUCCAGCACUGUUAGUGUAGACAUUAAGCCUCAAAACCAAGACAGUUGUGCUGACUCCCAAACAGCCAUUUCUGUCAUGGAGAGCACAGGAAACCUUGAAAAACCUGUUAUAUGUCUAAGGUCAUUAGAAGGGCCAUGGGCUGAAGUAGUCAGCAUCAGCAGCACUUCCACAGAGGAGGUAACACGCCUGGAACAGACAACCUCCUUCGAGCCUGAUUCCACGGAGAAUGAGGGCCAGAACUCCAAGUUGUCCAGUUCUACAGUAGUGCUCCAUGAUGAAGAUUCCAUGAUGCUUGUCCUGAGUAACAUUAAGGUAAUUCCUGAAGCCAUCAGCCCCCUGACUAGUCCGGUCCGCCAGACGAAGAAAGUCCAGGAGCAGGAUUUGGGAAAGGAGCAGCAUGUCAGAAGUCUUAGCAAAGAUUUAUCUGCAUCAGCCGUUGUAUCAGAGAAAGAUGCGUGGAAGAUGGAUAUGAACAAAGAGAAUAAGCGACCUGGUUCCUCAGCCACACCUAAUGUGCCAAAAGACCAACAGGAGCCUCUGUCAUUUACUGCUACUGAGCAGGAGCUGGAAGAGGGGGAGAUAGUCAGUGAUGAGGAUGAGGAGGAUGCUCUGGUCAUUCAGAGUCCUCAGAAUGAAAAAACAAAAUGGGAACUGAGAACUCAUUCCAGUCCCAGAUCUCCAGGGCUAGAAAAAAAAACAUCUCAAAUGAGACCCACUGUCACUCCCAAACGCCAUGAGGAAGGCAGUGCUCCUUCUUCUAAAGACAGUCCCACUUUCAACAAGCGGAGAUUCAAAACAGUAAGUGCCCCCUCCAAAGCCAACGUCACAACCUCCAUAGAUUUUAUGAACACGUUGUCAUUCAUUCGCUCUGAGCUGAGGAGAAAGUACAUGAAACUUCACAAAAAUGUCACAAAGACAGCCUUUUGCUGCAUAAUUGAUAUGUCUUUAGCCUCUUUCACAGAAUUUGUUGAUGGUAUAAACUUUCAACGAUUUUGCUCUCAAGGUAAUGUCAUCAAACCUAGGCUCAAUAAGAUAAUCACUUCUGUUAUGAGCAAGGUCUCUAGCAAUGGCAUAGUGAACCGUAUCUUUGACCAACGUGCAGAUGAUCUCAAACAAAAGCUGUGGAAUUUUGUAGAUGGCCAGUUUGAUUUCCUUUUUAAAGAAUUAAAGGCAGCCCUUAAAAAUGUAUCUGAUCUUUCCAAGAAUAAACCUUCAGAAAAUAAACAUUCAAAUCCCAGAGAGAGAGAGAAUUUGAACGUUGAUGUUCAUAAGACACAAACUAAAGAUCCCUUGACUGUUACUCAGCACAAACGAAUGAUAAAGGCUAAAGCUGAGCAGGUUGGUGCAGAUCAACAGCAAAAGGCCACUAAUCCGCCACGUAGCAUUCCAAUUAGAGCCAGAGGACUUGGAAGCAGUGGCAAAAACAUAAAAGCAACCAUGGAGGAAGUGCCUCAAGUGCCAGCUGAACAGACAUCAGAGCAGCUACCUGCUGGUUCCUCUAGUGAGAAAUGUCUCCCAGAAAGCAUCCCUGUGCCAGAGAACAUGGCAUCCACCUACGCUCGCCGCCUCUCACACAGCGGAUCAAUGCAUGACAGGUCCGACUUUGAAAUUCUCACAGAGCAGCAGACGUCAAGUUUAACCUUUAACUUAGUCACCGAUUCCCAAAUGGGAGAUAUUUUCAGAUGUCUCUUGCAAGGAUCUGAUCUGCUGGAGGCUGGUGUUGGAGAUCAUCAAAGCUGGCCACUCAACACCCCGAAAAAGGAAGGUUCUGCUGGAGAGAGUCUCAUUGGGGUAGUGACACCCAGCAAGAUUAUAUCACCAUCAAAACUCAUCACAUGGACCUCUAUUUCACCUUAUAAGUUCACCUCCCCAAACAGCAAAAUCCAACUGCCUUUAAAUCCAGCACUCCUUGACGAAAACUGCUUGUUAGAAGUCCCUUCCAACCCACUUCCAAACCAUCCUUCUCCUGCUCUUACCAUGGGGAAUUCCCAGCAACCUUUCUCUAUUUUGACUGAAGAUCUGGCAGUAUCUCUUACUAUUCCCUCCCCGCUGAAGUCAGAUGGCCAUUUGAGCUUUUUGCACCCAGCGUGCGGGCAACCACUGUCUGUUCCAAGCAACGUUAUCACUGCCCAUUACGGCGAGGAUGCACUUCUCGACGGAGAAGACGCAACUGAGCAGGAUAUUCAUCUGUCUCUCGAAACGGACAAUUCCAGCUGCAGCUCCAGCACUGGUGAAACCUGGGACGGCACAGAUCCGGUGGCAUUCCAGUUCAAACCAAACUUGCCCAUGCAAGCCGAGAUAAUGGAGAGGUCCAACGAUCACUUCAUUGUGCGGAUUAGACACACGUCUCCUGGUGCACACGAAGAAUACGCACAUGUGCAGAAAGAAACACCAGCAGCAGCACAAACAGCCCUUCAUGAGGAUGCCUGCGCAUCAGUAGGCAAACCUUCAUCAUUAGAUGUUCAUCCACGGCUUGCCUCAAAUGAAAGGACUGAAGUUCAAACAUCAGACAAGGACGCUGCUUCCAGUGAAGAAAGCAGUCCUGCUAGCUUGCCCAAAACCACCAAGAAUCCAGCUGAGCUGAAAGCCACCGAUGUUGCCAGUGCCUCAUGCCCUUCUGCUGUGGCUGAAAAGAGAAAUGGUGUAUCUGAGGCCAAGACUACAUACGAGAGGACAUCUAGGAAGCGUAGGAAGUGUUAUUCGGGGCCAAAGGAAAAACGCUUAAGAAGAGAGAAAUCCCAAGACGGGCAUCAAAAACAAAAGCUCAAGAAGAGGUCAAAAUCUCCCAAACAUAGAGGUGAAAGGACUCCUUCAAAGAAGGCAGAAAAGACUGGAUCUCCUCAGCUGUCCCCCAGCAGUCUCUCUGCCAGGAAUGUUGUCAGGAAAAAAGGGGAAGUGGUGGUGACCUGGACCAGGGAGGAGGAUCGGGAUAUUCUCCUUGAGCUCAAGAUGAAAGGAGCUACUCUGAAGACCUUCACCACCCUUUCAGCCAAAUUAAGAAAGUCACCAGCACAGGUUGAAGACCGAUUCACACAACUCAUGAAACUGUUUAAGAAGAAAGAGAAAAUGGAGUGCUGAGCUAAGGAGGCUGUAGAGAAGGUUGGUCGGAGUUACAAGAGGACAGAUCCUGUGAAAGACUGUAUAAACCAGUCUGGGGUUCUCGACAAGGAAUUUUGCCAAUGUGCGAGGAUCAAAAAUAAGUGUUUGUGAAGUGUUGCUUUGAGUAGAGAAGCUUUAACACUGGUUACCUGGUGUGAUGUGCUGACCUAAACUGAGCUGGGUUCAUGAUUUCCUGUGUGUGCUAGAGUCAAUUUGCCUUCUAAAAUCUACCUCUGAGAGUGUCGGAAGAACAUGAAUGACUGACUACCCUGACCGGUGAAAACAAAUGUGGUCUGUGUGUACCAACAGACCAGGAUCAUCUAGACAUCCUCAUUUCUUGAGAAAAGAGAUAAGCGUUGGGUAGCAAUGUCCAGGUUUCAUGUUUGAGUUUCAUAUCCUGUUUAUGAGUAAGCAGCAGAAGUUCCACAUUUGACUGCUGUGUGUAGUGUAUUUGUUUAUAGAAUCACCAUCUCCUUUGUUCAGUGGUUAAUAAUCAGUCAAUUCUCUCACUACUCAAGCACUGCAGAUGUCACGCAAACAUCCUGCUAUGGCCUGUGCAGACAACUGAAUUAAGCUUCUCUCUUACAUUCUCAUUAUCAUAAAAUUAAUAUUUUCGUGAAUAUAAAAUUAUUACCAUAUCUUCAGGCUUAUAGAUGUCGAACUGUAUGGAUGACUUGUUCGAAGGUUUAUAUUUCUUAACAAAUGUGUGAACUGCAUUUUGCCCUGAAAAGCAGAGGUUGGGAAGUGUCCUCUCAAAUUCACUGUUUGGAACAAAUAUGCUGUAAAUAGUGUAAAUGCUGGCAAGUUUUUCACUUUCUAGAAUAAAGCUAAUUUAUUUUGUGUGUUC